GGCCACGCCAUCUAUUUAUCCUGACGGGGCUUCACUGAUGUCUGGGCUCGCUCUGCGGGGUUCAGGUUGUGUCGAAGCGGACAGUUCGCGCACCGAGGCGUCGGUGGAGGAGAAGAGCUCGUCCGUGCAGGUUUAGCGGAGCAUCAGGAAGCUGCACAGACAAGAAAGGAGAAGCAGCAGGAUCUCAUACAAAAGAGUGCACACACAGGGGCACUGAACAAGAAGCCAAAUUCUGCACUGCAGUGGAUUUCCUCAGGUGUGUGUAUGUGUGUGAGAGAAAGAGAGAGAGUGUGUGUAGAUCUGUGUGUGAGGGUGUCUGAUUUGACAGUAGACUCAGACUGGGCUCUGGACGCUUUCUCAUUAAUAUCAGAAGAACCUGCAGGAGCUUUGGAGCAUUGUCUGGAGGUCACCCUGUCCUACAAAAACUGUGCCACCCUCCAGUUUCCCGACCAUCCAGCCUCCCCCUACACCCCUUCCUCUAUUUUUUCCCCCCUCACAGGGACAGUGUGGUGGCUGGUCAGUCUGUUUGUUCGUUUGGAUCACAAAAGCCAGCAGGCCUCAGACUGUGGAGCUGUGACUGAACUCUGGGUUCAUACUGUGGAUUUUUAAAGAAUUGCAAGGACACAAAAUCUGCAGGACUAAAGCAAAGACCAACCAACUGUUCAGUUCGGUUUCAUUGCACUUGGAGGACUUAUGUUUUUGGAUUAAGAAGGUUGGACCGGCUCUUCAGGAGGUUGUAGAAUAAAAAAGGUGUCAGAUUACACCUCAGGGAUCAGAUUUUUAUCAUUUCCACUGUGUCAUCUUAGUCAGCACGACACAGCAAAUCUCAGGCGGCAUCACAGGUUUCCCAGGUUUAGAUUGCGUUGUAGUUUCACCUCAGGGAUUUUUAACUUACAGAGUUUCUGUUUGGUAUUUUUUAAAGCGUUUAAUUUACUUUUAACGCAACAAAAUCUCAGGCAACGUUUGUACUUCUGGUUUUGGAAUCACCCUAUGAACUCCUGCUGCCAUGGCAUCUGACAGUUUCCAGUACCGGGCACUCUUUGAGUACAAGCGGGAACGUGGUGAUGACAUCAGCCUCCAGCCGGGCGACCUACUCACCGUCCCCAAGGCGUCACUGAUGGCCACGGUGGGACUGGAGUACCAGGAGGGGGAUGAGCGAAGCCCCAAAGGCUGGCUGCACGGCACCAAUGAGAGGACCAAGGAGAAGGGAGAUUUUCCAGGGACUUUUGUGGAGUACGUCGGGGUGGUGAGAGUCGGCCCUCCUGCGGCUAAAUCCUGGCCCAGGCCUGUGCCACCGACCCCUGGGGGGCAACAGACCCCAGUGGGGCCUCAGCCUCCUGGAGCAGCUGCUGCCUCAGGUAUGGAGGCGGAGCUUCUGUCUGAAACGGCUCCUGUGGUUGUUUUGAGACUCAUUGAAGCCAUCGAGAAACACAGCUUAAACGGUGAGACUCUAUAUCGAACCCCUCCAGCCUCCGGUGGACCUGUAGAGCUGCGGCAGUCUCUGGACUCAGAUCCGGCCUCAGUGGAUCUGGACCAGUAUGAUCUGGUUUCUCUGACGGAUGCACUGAGAGGUUUCCUGCAGGACCUGAAUGCCCCCAUCAUCCCUGUGACAGUCUACAGUGAACUGGUCUACACAGCUCAAGAGAGUCAGAGUGUGGAGGAGUGUGGGGAGAGGCUGAAGAGGAUCCUGGAGUCUCCCAGCAUCCCUCAGGCUAACCACCAGCUGUUGGUCCACCUCAGCAGACACCUGGCCCGGGUCAGCCAGCACAACCAGGCUGGCCCUCGCCUGCUGGGACAGGCCUUUGCCGAGGCCGUCUUCAGGCACUCCCCCCUCAGUGCGGAUGUGAACCCGGAGCAUCACAUCAGGAUUUUGGAGGCUCUGAUCGACACAGGAGGUCUCAUGGAGAUGCAGGCUGCUCCAGCUCUUCCUCCAAAGCCAGCGAAGCCCCAGCAGCCCUCCUCGGUCGGGGUAGGAGGGGGCAGCAACAACGGUGCCAAGGAUGGAGGAGCAGGAGGCUCACUGCAAGAGGCUGAAUGGUACUGGGGAGACAUAUCCAGAGAGGAGGUGAAUGACAAGCUCAGAGACAUGCCUGAUGGGACCUUCCUGGUCCGGGAUGCAUCCACCAAGAUGCAGGGCGACUACACGCUCACACUAAGGAAAGGGGGCAACAACAAGCUGAUAAAGAUCUAUCAUCGGGAUGGAAAGUACGGUUUCUCUGACCCCCUGACGUUCAGCUCAGUUGUGGAGCUCAUCAGCCACUACAGACACGAGUCUCUGGCUCAGUACAACACCAAGCUGGACGUCAAACUCAUGUACCCCAUCUCCCGCUUCCAGCAGGACCAGCUGGUGAAGGAGGAUAAUAUUGAUGCUGUUGGGAAGAAGCUCCAGGAAUACCACAAUCAGUACCAGGAGAAGAGCAAAGAGUAUGACAGAUUGUAUGAAGAAUACACCAAGACGUCGCAGGAGAUCCAGAUGAAGCGUACAGCCAUCGAAGCCUUCAAUGAGACCAUCAAGAUCUUUGAGGAGCAGUGCCACACGCAGGAGCGCUACAGCAAAGACUACAUCGAGCGCUUCCGCCGUGAGGGCAACGACAAGGAGAUCGAGCGGAUCAUGAUGAACUACGAGAAGCUCAAGUCUCGGCUCGGAGAGAUCCACGACAGCAAGGUGCGGCUGGAGCAGGAUCUGAAGACGCAAGCCAUGGACAACCGCGAGACAGACAAGAAGAUGAACAGCCUGAAGCCCGACCUCAUACAGCUCCGCAAGAUCAGGGACCAGUAUCUAGUCUGGCUCAAUCACAAGGGAGUUCGUCAGAAACGAAUUAACGACUGGCUGGGAAUCAAGAAUGAGAACACUGAUGAAGGCUACUUUGUGAGUGAGGAGGAUGAGAACUUGCCUCACUACGAUGAGAAGAGCUGGUUUGUCGGGGACCUGAACCGGACUCAGGCGGAGGAGCUUCUCCUCGGGAAGCCGGAUGGAGCGUUUCUCAUCCGAGAAAGCAGCAAAAAGGGCUGCUACGCCUGCUCUGUAGUUGUUGAAGGCGAGGUGAAGCACUGUGUCAUCUACAGCACACCGCGUGGCUUUGGCUUCGCUGAGCCCUACAACCUGUACAGCAGCCUGAAGGACCUGGUGCUCCACUACCACCAGACCUCCCUGGUUCAGCACAACGACUCGCUCAACGUCCGCCUCGCAUACCCCGUCUACGCACAGAUGCCCUCCGGACGCAGAUGAACCCCACCUGCCUGGCCAAACCCCCACAAAGACAACAAACCAACCCCCUCUUGGGGAAGGGAGUACGGGGAGGGUGAAAGGAGGAGGGAGGGGGAACUGGUUGAAAUACAAAGCAACCCCAACACCAGACCUGUUAAAGAUAGAUAGAAACGAAUUUAACACUUGCUGCAACACACACGUCAGCCACCUUGGAGUUAUAUAUUUUUACAAGAACAAUUACGGAGGGCAUUCUUUCUAAAGACUGCUUGAUUUGCACAAGGAAGUUUUAAAUGUUUGUGAAUGUGAAAAAAAAAAAAAGCGGCAGAAGGAAGGAAGGAAGGAAACGGAGUAGGCAACUUCAGAGUUUCAGGUUGACCCCGCUGCUACCUAAACUCCAGCUCAGACUUUUUACCAGAAACUCAAAAACCAUGCGAAUGACGACGAAGACGACAACAAAACAUUCCCAUUUUAAACCUUUUGUUUGCUCCUGUUAUUGUUUUUCACCUUUUUCUUUUUCACCUCAGAUGAUUAUAUUGCAACUUUUUUUUUUUCGUUUCUGGAGUCGUUUUCGUGUUUCAGAUGUUUCCUUUUGUUUACUCCUAACUUUUUGUGGUAAAUGCAGGAGGAGAUGAUGAUGUCAAGUGUCUGUCUCUGUCCCUCUCCGUACGAAAAGCAAAAAUAAUGUAGCAUAACAAGACAACGGACGCUUAUUUUCCGUAAGUGUUCCUCCAUGUAGACUGCUGCUGAGGGGUUUAGGGGGAGGGUUUGGGGAGUUGAAAGGGGGAGGGGGAGCACAAGCAACACAAAACACUUUUGUAGUCUUAAGGACAAAAGGCUUGCUUUUAUAUUAACUGUAAAGUUUUUUUUUGCCAAUGUCUAAAUGGCAACGUCACAGAUUAGAACCAGAGACCAAAGUUUGGUGUGGAGAGGGGAGGGGAAGGGCAAAGAGUCCACCAGUGUGUAUUUCUUUUUUUUCCUUUGUUUUUGUGAAUGGAAAUGAGUGACGAGAAGCAAAUGAAUGGUGUGUUUGAGACCACACAUAAAAUCAAGUUUUGGGCCACGUGUGCACCAAAUAGCCUCUUUGGAAAACCAAAUGGUACGUAAACAGAAACACCAGGACCUUCUGUAAAUACAGAUGGUGGAGAUAAAAGCACUUAAGUGAGUCCCAUUUGUGACCUGAGCUCCCUGCAUGUUACCCUAUGAAUCAGUCAGAACUAAAGCCAAAAUGAUGAGUCGAUCAAUUAAUCACUCUACAGAAAAAUAAUCAUCAAUGAAAAUGAUAGUUUCAAGUCCUUCUCCAGCAUAAAUGGUAAAUGUAUUUUAUUUCCUAAAUGUUGUUCUGACAAAACAAUUUGAUGUCAACACAUCUGCCUGGAAUGAUAAAAUGUUUGUGGGGGUUACAUCCAUUAAUUUCAAUAGACUGAGCUCACAGAGUAACGUGCAGUCCUGAGGUCACAUAUGGGUUCACAUAAACCAGACAGGACGAGGUUACAAAAAGGUCAGUGUCACCAAAAUCAUCCUGUGAGUGGAAAGCAUAAAGGAAAAGGAGUCUGACCAGAAAACCUGAAACCCAAUUUAUGUGUGGCUUAAAAAGAGAGUGAUACAUGCAUAUAUGCUAACGACUGUGGGUUGAAAACUGGGACUGUUUUCACUUUUUUUUUUUACAAAACCUUCAGAGAUAAUAAGCUUUCAAAAAAUGUUUUACGUGUAACACAGAGAGAAGGUAGACAGAGGCAACGUCCCAAGCUGAAGACACAGGCUUUAGAAGAAAAUACUGAAAACUUGAAAGAACGUGCAAUCUAGCAUUGUGUUAAUGUAGUUCAUCAGUCAAACAGAGUGAGAGAGAUGCACUAAGGUCCAAGAGAUAAUCAAAGUGCACAGUGAAGCUUUUGGAGUGAAAUUCAGUUUUGUCUGUCUGAUUGCUCAGAGGAGUUUCAUUUUUUUUUCUUUAAACUCAGAACUUUUUUGCCCGGUGCUUGACUUUAUAACCAGUGGAAGCAUUUUCUGUCAAAAACUAAAAAGCAUCACACAAUAAAAAAUAUCUUCAAAAACUGAAGAGAAAAACACAAGUUGCAUUCUAUUCUUCUUAGAAAUUCCCUGUCACUGAUUGACUGUGUCUCCAGACAGUCGUCCCAUCGCUGCCUAUCGGAUAAUCUGUGGCUACUUUAUGAAAAGCGACGUUUAGCGGAGCUGCAAGGAAGAGGGGUGAUUAUAUGAUCCUUGUGUAUAGCAAAGACAGCUGUUCUCUCCACCCUCCUCUCUGAAACUGAGCUUUUUAUUGGUUUUAACAGGAUAACACUUAUGAGGGCAUCUACCAAAAAAACUAAGAGACAAGACGACACUGGUUACAAAGUCAGACAAAGCACCCUCCCCCCCUCUGUCAUCUGCAGUGUUUUUCACAAUAUGAUAAGCCAGCCUUCUAGUGUAUGGGCCAAUAACACACUUAUACACACACACUGUUGUGCAUCAGAGGGAGUGUGUCUGGUUUUAGGAAGCGGGCCAUUGUUUGAGAAGAGGUGUAAUUGUGAGUGAAUGAUACAACCUUGGUUGUGCCCACCACCCGCCCUACAGUGCUACAGUGUAGUAACCCUUGAUGGUAUCACCAUUAUCUACCCCCACCACCACCCCACACUCAUCAAAUCCAUUCUGAUUAGGUAAAGGAGUUGGGGUGAGGUGAGGUUCGUGGAGCUGAAAGCCAUUGAUAGUAAACCGUCUCCCCUUUAUGUUUCUAAGUGGAAGCUGUUUAAGUUUGGUGCGUCCUGAAGUCCGCUGUACGAAAUCCAAUUAGGAUCUGUUCAAACUGAUCGCGUUUCCUUAUCUGUCUAUGUGCCAGUUCAAAAUUCACAAAUAGAAACACAUUAAAGGUGGAGGGAAACUGAGAGUACUUACUGUGACUUCCAGGUGUUUUUUGGAACCGUGUCCAUGAUGAGACAAGGACAGAAGAGACAGGUCUUGCAAAUUCCUAAAAACAAAAAGACAAAGUUACAUGAAAAUUAGAACAACUGCUAAACUUUUAAUACAGCUGCAACCAGUUGUUUCAAUUAUCAGUACAGACCAAAUCUGAUUUUGCGUGAAGCAUACUGCCAGCCUACGUAGUCCCUCUCUACUGUCCUAGCGUAGCUGAAAACAGUGGGUGCAGAGGACAACAGAGGAGACGACAUCAGCACAGUUAGACCUAACAGUUUCAGCAGUUGGUGAAACAGGAUGUUAGCUGUGUUCUGUUUCGGUUAAACUGAAGCAACAAGUAUUUAUGUGAUGUUUCAGGGUAAAUUUGUCCGUAAGAUUUUAGCUGUUCUUUAUUUUACAGAAACCCAGACUAGUGUUUUUGUCCAGCGUCUUACUGAUGUUGGUACUAGAAUCCACUGUGCGGCUCACUUGUGAGAAUUAGCGAAGACACUGUGGUGAGGUGGAGAAGCUUUCACCUUGUAAGGAAAAGGACACAGGCUAUGAAUUUCCUGUCUGCUUCUGUCAAGCUGUGAUGAUGGUGUCUCAUCUGUGUUCAUUCUCUCUGGAGGUUCAGGAUUCUUUAGUUUUACAGGGGACAGGAAAAGUUUGUUAAUAUGAUCUUGAAUGUAAAAAAGGAUCACUCCGGGUCCAAAGCAGUUUUUAUCGUUUGUUUGUUUUUUGUUUUUUUUGGUUAAAGCACCACUGUCAUGUUUUUCCCUGACAGAAACAAGAUGAUCCUAACUCAAGGUGCUAUCGGAAAUGCAGGCCAAUUCGACUUAAUAACGUCUCCAUCUAAGUCAUUAACCCUCAGGUGUUUUCAAGUUUACCGUAGAAACUACCACACAACAAAGCCAGCGAUUUG
This is a messenger RNA of Toxotes jaculatrix (banded archerfish), 7016 nucleotides long. RefSeq names its product phosphoinositide-3-kinase, regulatory subunit 3b (gamma) (gene pik3r3b). Bases 1007 to 3229 code for a protein of 740 amino acids. The record is from RefSeq and is a predicted model, not a curated record. NCBI's taxonomy places the organism in Eukaryota, Metazoa, Chordata, Actinopteri, Toxotidae. Gene Ontology annotation, biological process: insulin receptor signaling pathway; phosphatidylinositol phosphate biosynthetic process. The transcript has 15 exons. Gene Ontology annotation, molecular function: protein binding; 1-phosphatidylinositol-3-kinase regulator activity. Gene Ontology annotation, cellular component: phosphatidylinositol 3-kinase complex.